AUGUCAAUACCUAUAUCUUCACUUCUUACCAACGGCAUUGCCGGGCCGGCGCGUGAACGAUGGGCAUAUUUGGACAAGGUGUUAUCCACAACGUCUCCAUACGCGGGAGAAGAGUUUGUCCCUGGGGAAGAAACAAUCAACGCACUGGAAUCAUCCAGGGUACUGGUGAUUGGCGCAGGAGGACUAGGAUGUGAGAUCUUAAAGAAUUUGGCAUUGUCAGGGUUCAAGGACAUUCAUGUGAUCGACAUGGACACCAUUGACGUCUCCAACCUCAACCGACAGUUUCUUUUCCGAGAAUCAGAUGUGGGCAAGUACAAAGCCGAAGUGGCCGCGGCAUUUGUUGAACGGCGGGUCCCAGGAGUCACCAUCACGCCGUAUAACGGGAAGAUACAGGAUAAGGACGAAGAGUACUACAUGCAAUUCAAGCUCGUGAUCUGCGGACUCGACAGCAUCGAAGCCCGACGCUGGAUCAACGCCACCCUGGUCGAUAUGGUCGACAUGGAAAACCCGGAAUCCCUAAAACCGCUGAUCGACGGCGGCACCGAAGGUUUCAAGGGCCAGGCUCGUGUCAUCUUGCCCACACUCACGUCUUGCAUCGAAUGCCAGCUCUCGAUGCACGCACCCCGCGCCGCCGUGCCACUAUGUACCCUCGCCACGAUUCCACGCCAGCCGCAGCACUGUAUUGAGUGGGCGCACAUUAUUGCCUGGGAAGAACAGCGCAAAGGCGAACCCUUGGAUACUGAUGAUCCGGAGCAUAUCUCGUGGCUGUAUAAUACAGCACUUGCGCGGGCGAAAGAGUUCAAUAUCCAGGGCGUGACGUACUCAAUGACCCAGGGCGUCGUCAAGAAUAUCAUCCCUGCAAUAGCCUCGACCAACGCCAUCAUCGCCGCCGCCUGUUGCAACGAGGCCCUUAAGAUCGCCACCUCGUGUGCACCCUUCCUGGAAAAUUACAUGAUGUAUACGGGUGAUUCGGAAGAUUCAGGACUCUACACGUACACGUUUGCCGCGGAGAAAAAGGACGACUGCCCUGUCUGUGGAAACCUCGCGCAGAAUAUUACUGUUGAUCCGGACACGACGCUCGAGGAUUUCCUUGCCAGCUUGGCCGAACGCGCCGAGGCGCAGUUGAAAAAGCCUAGUAUUCGAACAGAGUCGAAGACGCUUUAUGUCCAAGCGCCCAAGAGCCUGGAAGAACAGACCCGGCCGAAUUUGCGCAAGAAGUUGAGGGAUCUGGUUAGUGAUGGCGAGGAAGUCGGGGUUUCGGAUGCGGCAUACCAGAUCUCUUUCAAGUUCAGGCUGGUGUUUCAGAAGUAA
This is a messenger RNA of Exophiala dermatitidis NIH/UT8656, 1311 nucleotides long. Its product is annotated as ubiquitin-activating enzyme E1 C. Gene Ontology annotation, molecular function: NEDD8 activating enzyme activity. The record is from RefSeq and is a predicted model, not a curated record. The transcript has 2 exons. The coding region runs from base 1 to 1311 and encodes 436 amino acids. Gene Ontology annotation, cellular component: nucleus; cytoplasm. Gene Ontology annotation, biological process: protein neddylation. Lineage: Eukaryota; Fungi; Ascomycota; Eurotiomycetes; Chaetothyriales; Herpotrichiellaceae.